CUCUCUUCCAUUCUUCAAAUUCAAUUCUCAGUUUUUCAAAUCUUCCGAAUUUUGAAUUCGAAUUGCAACAACUGACACUGAUAGCAUAUGGGUUGGAACGAGGCAACCGGAUCGGGGCAGCAAGCCGGCCCGAGCGCAGGAGAACCGGGUCCCAGCAGCAGCAGCGACCCGGGCGUGGCACGGCAGUUCCCACUUGCGGCUCAGCCGGAGAUCAUGAGAGCAGCCGAAAAGGACGACCAGUACGCCUCCUUCGUCUACGACGCUUGCCGAGACGCCGUCCGCCACCUCUUGGGUACGAGAGUUUCUGUAGCUUACCAGAACGAGACAAAGCUUCUUGGGCAAGUGCUUUAUUACGUUUUGACAACAGGGUCCGGCCAGCAAACUCUCGGGGAAGAGUACUGCGACAUCACUCAGGUUGCCGGACCUUAUGGACUGCCUCCAACGCCAGCAAGGCGUGCGCUUUUCAUUGUCUACCAGACAGCCCUUCCUUACAUUGCUGAACGAAUUAGCUCUAGAGCUGCUAACCGUGGCAUAGCCCUAGCUGAUUCCGAAGAGCUCUAUGGCGUCAGUGCUUCACUAAGCAAUGAUGCUCAAUCUUCUUCCACUAUUCAUAAUUCAACUGGCUCUACAUCUGGUCCAUCUGUUUCAGCUUUGAGAAGAUUAAAAGAGAAGUUCAACGGGUUAUGGAUUUCAUUAGCUCGGAGAUGGCCUACGGUGCUUCCUAUAGCUCGAGAAUUUUUGCAAUUGGUUGUUCGUGCUAACCUCAUGUUCUUUUACUUUGAAGGCCUCUUCUAUCAUAUAUCAAAACGAGCAGCAGGCAUUCGUUAUGUGUUCAUCGGAAAACCAUCUAACCAAAGACCUCGAUACCAAAUUUUAGGCGUAUUUCUAUUGAUUCAGCUUUGUAUCAUAGCUGCUGAAGGACUGAGGCGGAGCAAUUUAUCCUCUAUUGCAAGUUCAGCUCAGCAGACUUUUGGUACACACCAAACUUCUGCAGGUCGAGAUUUGCCUGUGUUAAAUGAGGAAGGUAAUUUGAUAUCUGCGGAUGCUACCAAGGGAAGUUGGGUCUCUGAAUCUUCUACUUCAGAGUCUCAGGCCAGCGGGACCAGCAAAUGCACACUCUGUUUGAGUAAUCGCCAAUACCCAACAGCCACACCUUGCGGUCACGUAUUUUGCUGGAGCUGCAUCAUGGAAUGGUGCAACGAAAAGCCUGAAUGCCCCCUCUGCCGGACUUCCAUAACUCAUUCGAGCCUAGUUUGCUUGUACCAUUCAGACUUCUAGCAUUUGAUCGUGCCAUCGCGGUCAGUGUUCGCCAUUCGGUAAACAGAAACAAGAAACGACUUGCAGUAAAGCAACUUGCCCUCUAAUUCAACGAUGACAAGGAUAUUUAUGCAGUUAGUGUCUGUACUAAUAUGAUAAGCAGGUUAGAAUAGAAUGCACCACCUAUGUGCCUUAGGUGAUUAGAGCAUCUUUAAUAGUGUAGGCAAUUGAGUAGGCGACGCAAUAGUUUUCUUUGAAGAAAUAAAAGAAAUGAAAUCGAGGUAGCACCUCGUUGAUUUGUUUUCCAGGUGACAAAAUGAAACUCGCGUUUUUCUUUUUGAUAUAGACGAUAUGUAAUUUUAAAUCAAUCUAAACUAUGACAAGGUGAAUUCGGCUUUGGGUGCACUAAUGAAGCACAUGUACUCUAGCCAAUGAGACCGCAUUGAUUUGCA
Molecule: messenger RNA, 1709 nt
Organism: Pyrus x bretschneideri (Chinese white pear)
Lineage: Eukaryota; Viridiplantae; Streptophyta; Magnoliopsida; Rosales; Rosaceae
Product: peroxisome biogenesis factor 10
Exons: 11
Coding region: 88-1278 (396 amino acids)
Biological process (GO): protein import into peroxisome matrix
Cellular component (GO): peroxisomal membrane
Molecular function (GO): zinc ion binding
Source: RefSeq, a predicted model, not a curated record